Oryza sativa Japonica Group (Japanese rice) is the source of this 3781-nucleotide messenger RNA. RefSeq lists its product as uncharacterized. NCBI's taxonomy places the organism in Eukaryota, Viridiplantae, Streptophyta, Magnoliopsida, Poales, Poaceae. The record is from RefSeq and is a predicted model, not a curated record.
AAUAACCCUCGUGAACAAUCCCCUUGGUGGCGGCGACACAACUCACGCCAACAGAUUGCGCCUCCGCAUCUCGCAGCGCCUCCUCCGUCGUCGGGUGCGGGGUUCCGCCGCCGCUCGCGACCUGAGGGGCAGGGCCUCCACCGGCAGCCGUGGGCAUAGGACCUCCUCCGUUCGGCAGUUCACCAACAGCAUACCAUAUGACUGAUGAUGGAUCGAGAUUGGAUGAGUGAACCAAGAUCAUCCGCUGCUUAUAAAGAUGGUGUAGAAUAUUUCUUAUCUCUUGCAUUUCGUGAUGUUCCAGAGGAUGCCGAGGUCCUUUGUCCUUGCGUGAAUUGUAGAAACAGGAUAACACAGAAUUUUGAUAGAGUUAAAACACAUUUGAGAUGCGCCGGAAUUCUUCAAAGUUAUACCAAAUGGAUUCACCAUGGUGAGAAAUAUGAUCCACCACCAUUAGUAUUUGCUCAUGUAUCAGGCAACUCCAUGAAUAUUCCUAUUUCUAGUGUUCGCAAGAGUUGUGUGGUAGAAGGUGGAGAAGGAAGAUCGGAUGACAUGGAAGGACUCCUAAAUGCAGCAUUUGGCAAGGAAGAUAGCUACGAGUCUCUAUCAAGUGCUUCUAUCAAUGAUGAUGAUAUUCAUUUUGACUCUAACAGUGUGGAACCUGGCAUGGAUGAGGAUGAGAAUAAUACAUUUGGAGAUGAUCAUAUUGGGGGGGAACAAGAUAUGUUCACAAGCUUGUUGAAGGAUGCAAAGACAAAACUAUAUCAUGGGUGUGAUAAAUUUUCAAGGUUGUCAUUCUUGGUGAAUUUGUAUCACCUGAAAUGCAUACAUGGAUGGACACAAGAAUCUUUUACAGCACUACUUGGUUUGCUAUCAGAUGCACUUCCUCAAGAGGCAGAUUUACCGAGGAAUUGUUAUGAAGCAAAAAAAAAUCAUUCGUGGUUUAGGUCUUGACUAUCAGAAAAUCCAUGCUUGUCCUAAAGAUUGCAUGCUCUUUCGAGGUGACAGAGCUAACCAAGAGUCUUGUCAUGUGUGUGGUUCCUCCCGUUGGAUAACUGAUAAGAAUGGGCAUCCAAUUAACUCUGAAGGAAAGAAGAAACCAGCUAAAGUGUUGCGUUAUUUCCCAUUAAUUCCAAGAAUCCAGAGACUAUUUUCUACUGACCAAACUUCAGGAGAGAUGCGAUGGCACGAGGAGGGACGUACAAAAGAUGGAUUGCUACGGCACCCUGCUGAUGGUGAGGCUUGGAAAGAUUUUAGUGCUCGUUUUCCUAGUUUUUCUGCUGAUGCCCGUAAUGUGCGGCUUGGUCUUGCCAGUGAUGGAUUCAACCCUUUUAGGAAUAUGAGUUCAAAGCAUAGUACUUGGCCAGUGAUGCUUAUUCCUUACAAUCUUCCACCUUGGAUUUGCAUGAAACAAACAUCGCUAAUUUUGUCGAUGAUCAUUCCUGGACCAGAUUCACCUGGGAAUGAUAUAGAUAUAUAUUUGGAGCCACUUGUUGAUGAGCUAUUGCAACUGUGGGAGGGUGUGGAAACAUAUGAUGCUUCUGCAAGGAAGAAAAUUUCUCUCCGAGCUGCACUAUUAUGGACAUUGAAUGAUUUUCCUGCAUUAGCUUACCUAUAUGGUUGGAGCACCGGAGGGAAAUAUGCAUGCCCAUCUUGUGCCACACUUACAAAAUCAUUUCGCCUUAAAAAAGGUGGUAAAUUUUGUUAUAUGGGUCAUCGUCGAUGGUUGCCACGAGAUCACAAAUAUCGAGAAUUGAAUAGUCAGUUUGAUGGCACUGAAGAGAAGGAAAUUGCACCUAAAACAUUGAAUGGAACUUCUGUUUUGAGAAUGCUGGAAGGCAGAGUAUUUGUAUUUGGUAAGAUGGCGAAAAAGAAGGUAAGCGUAGCAAAGAUGGCGAAAAAGAAAAAACAAGCCAAAAACAAAAGUAAUGAGAAAGGGAGCAAUCGGGAACUCAAGCGUAAGAGAAAGACAUGCAAAGAGAAAUCAAGUGAUAACGCAAGUAAGUCUGGAAAGAAACCUGAAGAUUGGUUGAAAAAGAGGUCAAUAUUCUUUAAGCUAGAGUAUUGGGAGUUGAACAAAUUAAGGCACAAUCUAGAUGUGAUGCAUAUAGAGAAAAAUGUGUGUGAUAAUUUAAUUGGAACCCUGUUGGAUAUUAGUUCGAAAACUAAGGAUGAUCUCAAUGCACGACUUGACUUGGUAGAUAUUGGCAUUCGACCAGAACUUCACCCUACAGUAGAUGAUAAAGGAAAGCAAAUAUUGCCACCUGCACCCUUUACUAUGUCAAGAGAAAAUAAGGAGAUUCUAUGUUCAGUAAUUCAGAACAUUAAGACCCCACAUGGUUAUGCAUCAAAUAUUUCUAGGUGUGUCAACAUGAAAGAUUGCACACUCAAUGGUCUAAAAAGUCAUGACUGUCAUGUUUUACUAGAAGACAUUCUUCCCAUAGCACUUCGAUCAUGUUAUCCUAGUAAAGCUGUCAUGCAUAUAGUUAACGGAUUGGCUCGGUUCUUCAAGAAGUUGUGUUCUAAAGUUAUAGAUGUAUCCGAGCUUGCUGAACUUCAACAGAGUAUUGUGAUGACAUUGUGUGAUAUGGAGAGAGUUUUUCUUCCAUCAUUUUUUACUGUCAUGGUGCAUUUGUUGGUACACUUGGUCGAAGAGGUUAAGCUCGGUGGUCCAGUGCACUACCGCUGGAUGUAUCCUCUAGAGAGAUCAUUUGUUCGGAUAAAGGCACUUGUGCGAAACAGAGCUUACCCAGAAGGUUCAAUUGCUGAAGGUUAUAUUGCAGAAGAGUGCCUGACAUACUGUUCAAGAUUUUUAGAAGGAAGUACACGCUUUACAAGAGCACCUAGAAACCCUGAACCUUCAGAUAAUAUAAAAGACAUUUAUAUGUUUGAGAGUGCUGGUGAACCAAUUGGCAAGGCCAUCACCAUAGGACGGUUUGACAACCAGCUUCUAGUGCAAGCACAUCGAUAUGUCUUGCGACAUUGUGAUGAACUUGAAGACUUUCGCAAAGAAUUUCUUGAUGAAGAGAAAAGAAAACUGCCUCAUACAACUAACUUGACACAGUCCGACGUCGACAGGUUGAUCAAUAGAAGCUUUGCUGAUUGGUUGGAACAAAAGGUUUUACAAAAUGGUGGAGUAGAUAUCGAUGAAAAGACGAGAGCGUUGGCUGCAAAACCGAACAAAACUGUUGUGUGCUACAGUGGCUAUAUUAUUAAUGGUUUCAGGUUCCACACUAUGAUGCGUGAGGCUGGCCGCUCCACUCAAAACAGCGGCGUAGUUAACAUUGCUGAUGAUGGUGUUAAUUACUAUGGCAGAUUAUCGGACAUCGUAGAAUUGUCAUAUAGAAAAUACAAGGUAGUGCUCUUCAGAUGUGAUUGGUAUGACGUCCAUCAUAAAGCCGGCAUCAAAAAGGAUGAAUUUGAUUUCACCCUUGUGAACUUCUCCCGAAAGAUACAUAGUGGAGAUAAAUUAGAUCAUGAUCCAUUUGUCUUUUCAUCACAAGUGGAACAGGUUUUUUAUGCUGAAGAUGCAAAAGCUAAAGGAUGGCACGUCGUAACGAGAUUUAAGCCCAGAGAUAUUUUUGAUAUGGGUGUGGAACAACAAUCUAAUGAAACAGAGUAGAGGAUGGUUGUGUGCUUUCAGGGAUGCAGUAGCAGGAAAUUAUUUUAUCUUGGACAAUACUGUGUUAAAGCUUGUUUGUUUACCCAUACACUCUGAUUUUACUUUUUAUUUAGCUGCUUGAUUUGAUUGCAUAUAUUUGAAUGAGCAAUGAUGUGAGUUUUG